UUUUUAUUGCACCUUUGCUGGGUGAAGAAAUGAAGAAUACAGUACUACUACACGCAGUACAUGCAGGGAGUUGGGAGUGCGCUGUGAAGUAAUGAGUUCAAAAAUAUCCCAACGGAAAUUGGUCACAAGACCAUUAUUUCUCCUCCAUCACUUUUCUAACGGAUAUAUAUUGAUGCUUUUGCUCUUGUUAUUGCGAUUCCCCAGACUCACAUACACACCGACGCUUUUCGAUUUGAACUAGCUCGAUCGGCAUAUAGAUGGCGUCGUCGGAGGCGUGGAUUGCGGAGAACGGUAUUUCGGUUGUGGUGAGCAAGGAUAGCGUCAGCAAUGGCGGCGGAAUUAGGAGCACGCUGCUGCCGUCUUCUUCCUCGCGCUGCAGGAAAUCGGAUUCCGGCGAUAGGUUGGGGUGUUUGAGAGGAUUUUUUAAGGAUCUGCGGGAGGUGUUGCUGGGGACGAAGCUUUGUGCGUUGUUCGUCGCUAUUCCGUUCGCGAUUUUUGCGCAGUAUCGUGGUUUUGGAAGUCCAUGGGUGUUUGCUUUCAGCUUACUUGGAUUGGCUCCACUUGCAGAACGGCUCAGUUUCUUGACAGAAAAGAUUGCUCUCUACACUGGCCCAACAGUUGGGGGACUUCUAAAUGCAACAUGUGGAAAUGUGACAGAGCUGAUCAUAGCCAUACUUGCCCUUGUUAAGAACAACGUAGAACUUGUGAAAUAUUCUCUACUCGGCUCCAUUCUCUCCAACUUACUCCUUGUCCUUGGCUCCUCUCUUUUCUGUGGUGGCAUUGCUAAUCUAUCCAAAGAACAAAAAUUCAACAGAAAACAAGCCGAUGCAAAUUCAAUGCUUCUGCUUCUCGGAUUAAUUUGCAAUGUGCUGCCUUUGAUGUGUAAACUUGCUGCAAAAUCUCCUGAAUCGACAGCAGCCAUGGCGCUGCAGUUGUCGCGGGUGAACUCUGUUAUCUUGCUUAUGGCCUAUGCUGCUUAUCUCAUCUUCCAGCUGCGGACUCAUAAACAGUCCUUCGAACCACAGAAGAAUGGCGAAGACCAAGACGAGGAUGAGAGCUUGUCAGGGGAUGAAUCACCAGUGAUCGGGUUUUGGAGCGCAUUCAUCUGGCUAGUACUAAUGACUGCUGUAGUGGCACUAUUGUCUGAGUACCUCGUUGCCACAAUUGAGGCUGUAUCGGAUUCGUGGGGCUUAUCUGUCAGCUUCAUAAGUGUUGUUCUGCUCCCAAUCUCCGGAAAUGCAACAGAACACGCCGCAGCUAUUAUUUUCGCAUUCAAGAACAAAUUGGAUAUAACUCUGGGUGUUGCCUUAGGUUCAGCAACUCAAAUUUCCAUGUUAGUGAUGCCAUUGACUGUACUAAUUUCAUGGAUGAUUGGCGUCAGAAUGGGGAUGGAUCUCAGCAUCCUCGAAACAAGUGUUCUUGGAUUAUCCAUAGUCUUGACAACAUUCACUCUGCAGGAUGGAACUUCUCAUUACUUAAAGGGCGUGGUUCUUAUGCUGUGCUACAUUGCAAUCGGAACAUGCUUUUUCUUUUUCACACCACCACAACACUCAAAUGACCUUCACUUGGAGGCCUGAACAACAUCACAGAUUGAAGGUGUGAAAUUACAAAUUUGACCCUGAUUUGAUCUGGGAAAUUAAACAAAUUCAGCCUAUUAGAUACAGGAAUCCUGAAAUAAGACAACUUUAUGUGUUUUGGUUGUUAGAUAUUUAUUACUCCCUCAGGUCAUCCCAUUUACCGCUUCUGUUAUACUGUAGACACGGUAUUUUAGGAGGGAUGCAGUCAGUAUUGUAGACACUGUAUUUUAGGAGGGAUGUAAUUAGUAGAUAAUCAAGAAUGUAUUAGUGAAAAUAAUUAUCAUAUAAUAUAAAUAAUUAUAAAUUAAGAUUAACACAACU
Molecule: messenger RNA, 1898 nt
Organism: Andrographis paniculata
Lineage: Eukaryota; Viridiplantae; Streptophyta; Magnoliopsida; Lamiales; Acanthaceae
Product: vacuolar cation/proton exchanger 3-like
Exons: 11
Coding region: 258-1577 (439 amino acids)
Biological process (GO): calcium ion transmembrane transport; intracellular calcium ion homeostasis
Cellular component (GO): plant-type vacuole membrane
Molecular function (GO): calcium:proton antiporter activity
Source: RefSeq, a predicted model, not a curated record